Gadus macrocephalus (Pacific cod) is the source of this 2555-nucleotide messenger RNA. It is a transcript of the gene arl9, whose product is annotated as ADP-ribosylation factor-like 9. Lineage: Eukaryota; Metazoa; Chordata; Actinopteri; Gadiformes; Gadidae. Gene Ontology annotation, molecular function: GTPase activity; GTP binding. The record is from RefSeq and is a predicted model, not a curated record. The transcript is spliced from 4 exons. Bases 172 to 930 code for a protein of 252 amino acids.
UUUUCGCCCGGAAACAUCGUGCGGACAAGUUGUGGCUAACUUCCUGUUUUCAUAAUCCACUUGUGGAGCAGUAUAACAGAUGGUGAGGCAAAGUCGGCAAGGGGUUAAAAUGUGAUCAACGGACGCGUGUGGAAACCAAAUUAAUCGUGUUUGCAAAAAAGAAAAUAUAACAUGUCUGGGUUUAGGGAAGCGGUGUUUGUCGGCACAUCUAUCGCACUUACAGGCGGACUUGGUUAUGUAAUAUGGACGUACCUGAGCUCGGGAUACAAGCAGCCGAGACAAAAGGAAGAUCCCGGUCUUCAAACGUCAAAGCCUGAAGCAGUAGACUCCAUUGCCAAAACAGAACCCUCCACUGUGACUGCAGAGGCAGGGCAAGCCCAGAAAACUUCGGUACCCGAGUCCAAACCGGGCCAGAAGGCUAGCAACCAGGUCCUGGUACUGGGACUGGACGGGUCCGGGAAGACCAGCCUGCUCCACUGCUUCUCCACGGGCGGUCUGGAACAGGACGUGGUGCCCACCGAGGGCUUCAACGCCGUCUCCAUCAACCGAGAAGACCUGCAGAUCGAGUUCCUCGAGAUCGGAGGGAAGGAGAACUUGCGUCCCUACUGGCAGAAGUACCUGGGCAGGGCGGCGGUGCUGGUGUUCGUGGUGGACUCAUCCCGGCGCGACCUCUUCCCCACGGCCAAGACACACCUGCACGAGCUGGUGGCCCGAGACCCGCUGCUGCCCCUAGUGGUGCUGGCCAACAAACAGGACCUGGCGGGGGCGUGCAGCAUCACAGACCUCCACGAGGCCCUGGAGCUGUGCCGGGUCGGGGACCAGCGGAAGAUGUUCCUCAUCGGGACGUACGUCCAGAAGGGCGAGGUGGAGCUGAACUCCGGGGCCGAGGACGCGCGCGACCUCAUCUUCCAGAUGGUCUGUGGGGUGUGAUGACGGCGACGGCGGAUUGGUACCGGGAUUUUGUCCUAAGGGCGCCGUUUGCGAUUGUGUGUUUCUUUCGUUGCUUUGUUAUCCGCAGUUUAUUUUGCACUGGUUAGUUUGUGGUCUUUUGUGUCAGUGGUUUUUCGCCCAGGUGACUCAGGCUGUGGCAUUUCAAUUUAAAACAUGACCGUGUUUUUAUACAUGGAAUCAGAUGAGACACAAUCAAAGACCGGCACAUACAAACACCAAUGUUCUUGUUUUAAACUACUUGACUGUAUUUGCGUUUGUUUUGUUUUUUACGAGUGUUUAUGAUGGUAGUUCAGGGUUUGGUAGAUGUGUACUACUUCACCUCUUUGCGGUUUCUAUGCUUUCUGGCAGACCGAACCAGGUAAAAUUGCUUCACUAUUGACCUUGUAAAGUAAUUUUGCUCUGGGAAAAGUGUGUCAUUGUCACCAGAGGUUUAUUAUUACUUUAUUUAUAAAAGGCAUCGCAAAUAUUUUGGGGAAAAAUAAUUUGACUGACUUCUUUAUAAUUUGAGCUGAACAUGUGGAUUGUGGAUAAGAGAGCUUUUAUUGUAAAACACUCAACAGUAGCGGCGCCAAAGAAUUAUGAUUGUGGGAGCUAAAGGGGGGAGGGGGGUAGAUUGUUUAUAGCAGGUGCUAAUAUAUUUUGAGGCAAACAAAUAAUGCUAAAAACUACAAUACGAUACGAAAGCACCAAUCAAAUCACAAACAGCAACGGUCAUCAUUUACAAAUGAAAAAUAUGACUUCAUAGUCAGAAUUGUUACAUAUAGGGCAGUCCGAUAUCUUCAUGUAUAUAUGUUAGAUUGUUGUGGCGAUCACGGCCGUGGUCGCCAAGUGCCGCAAAGGAUCCUGGGAGUUGUGUGUGGUGUGUUCACAUAAAGGCAACUCGCAGGGUCGUUCAGAGUGGGGGCCACGAGAGUUGCAAACUCCUGUAACUUGGGCACCCGUAUGGUCAUUCCCGUGCUGCUCCCCACAUUACUUAAAAACGUUCAUAUUUUCGUCACAAAAUUACUGAGGUUUUUUGGAGGGGUGGGUUUGAGGGGUUCAGCCUUUAUAAGGGGGAGCUUAUUUUUUUACAGUACUAUCCAUUUAGAUGUGUCUUAGAUACAGCCCUCCUCAGUCUAUGGCAGUUUGAAAUGAGAAACUACAUUUUCUGUAUUUUUAUAGCAAAACAUAGUUGAGCCAAAGUUACAGACUUUAUAUGGUUUACUCACCAACUAGAAAAGGUCAUAUUGAGUGUCACGUUUUUAAACAGGUGUUUCUACUUAUUGUGUCUUUUCAAUUCUUAUCAUUCGCAUUUGAAAUGAUCAUAUUUGUAAAAUGAAAAUGGCUUUUAUUUUGGUAAGAUUGAGGUUAAACACAAGGUCAGCCUUUAUAAAUGCAUAUCUUUCUCAUAUACCAGCUUUGUAAAUGUCAGGAUUUUGAUUGUUGUGGUAUAAUUUCAUUGAAUAUAUUUUAAAAAAAAAAGUGUAGACCCCAAUGUUAUGUAUAAAUCCCAAACAAACUUUAAAGAACAAAUCAACUGUAUAACUUUAACGGUUUAAAUUAUCAACCCACAGUUUUAGCAUAUCAGUAAUGUAUUUUUUUACUAAAAUAAAAGGCUGAAGACA